UACAAUUCAUAAUCUCCAUCUUUCUCUGUUCAUUUGUUUCUUCUACUACUUCCUUCUUCAUUCAUCAUCAUGACACUUGCUGGUAAAAUCACCUCUGAAAUUGGGGUUCAUGCAACUGCUGCAAAGUGGUUCAACCUCUUUUCAACGCAACUCCACCAUGUUCAAAACCUUAGUGAUAGAGUCCAUGGAACCAAGCUGCAUCGUGGUGAAGACUGGCACCACACCGACUCCAUCAAACACUGGACUUAUACCAUAGAGGGUAAGGUGACAACAUGUCUGGAGAGUAUUGAAUGUGUUGAUGAAGCAAACAAAAGAAUCACGUACAAGCUUUUCGAUGGAGAUCUUGAUCCCCAGUUCAAGCUCUUCAAGUUCGUAUUUCAAACAAUUCAUAAGAACAGUGGUGGUGCUAUUAUCAUAUGGACCGUUGAAUAUGAGAGGGUUAGUGAGGAAGUUGAUCCUCCUUAUGGCUACGUCGAAUACCUGCACACAUUCACUAGACACAUUGAUGCUCAUCUUCGCAUCGCAUAGCUCCAAAAAGUUAAGCACAAAAUUAAAAUAAUAAUAAGAAGAAGAAGAAACAAUGGCCUUAGCCUUGUUAAGUGCUUAUAUGUAUAACAAUAUAUAUCUGUGUGGAGUUUGACAAAGGAUGGUUAUGUAGACCCUUCCUUUGUGUGGAAUAAACUUGGAUAUGCAUGUGGGUCAUGUGAACCUGAUUAUUGUAUGUUCAAGUGUUCAAUAUAAUCCAUAUUUAUUAUUCGUGCAAAAA
This is a messenger RNA of Vigna unguiculata (cowpea), 766 nucleotides long. RefSeq names its product MLP-like protein 43. The record is from RefSeq and is a predicted model, not a curated record. Gene Ontology annotation, biological process: defense response. Lineage: Eukaryota; Viridiplantae; Streptophyta; Magnoliopsida; Fabales; Fabaceae.